Messenger RNA from Myotis myotis, 5726 nucleotides. RefSeq names its product protein tyrosine phosphatase receptor type U (gene PTPRU). The coding region runs from base 118 to 4512 and encodes 1464 amino acids. Gene Ontology annotation, molecular function: protein tyrosine phosphatase activity; protein binding. The transcript has 32 exons. Gene Ontology annotation, cellular component: membrane. NCBI's taxonomy places the organism in Eukaryota, Metazoa, Chordata, Mammalia, Chiroptera, Vespertilionidae. Gene Ontology annotation, biological process: protein dephosphorylation. The record is from RefSeq and is a predicted model, not a curated record.
UCGGCGCCAGUCCCGCUCCGCGCUGUGCUGCUUCGCUCCGGCUCUAGCUCGGCUCGGGCUCGGCUCGGGCUCCGGUGGCGCCCCCCGCGCCGGGCCCGGGGCAGAAGGCGGCGCACCAUGGCCCGCGCCCAGGCUCUGGUCCUGGCGCUCACCUUCCAGCUCUGUGCGCCGGAGACCGAGACUCCCGCAGCUGGCUGCACCUUCGAGGAGACAAGUGACUCAGCAGUGCCCUGUGAGUACAGCCAGGCCCAGUACGACGACUUCCAGUGGGAGCAGGUGCGGAUCCAACCUGGUACCCGGGCUCCUGCGGACCUGCCCCAUGGUUCCUACUUGAUGGUCAAUGCUUCCCAGCAUGCUCCAGGCCAGCGGGCCCAUGUCAUCUUCCAGAGCCUGAGCGAGAAUGACACCCACUGUGUGCAGUUCAGCUACUUCCUGUACAGCCGGGAUGGGCACAGCCCGGGCACACUGGGUAUCUACGUGCGGGUCAAUGGCGGUCCCCUGGGCAGCGCUGUCUGGAAUAUGACGGGAUCCCAUGGCCGUCAGUGGCACCAGGCUGAAAUGGCUGUCAGCACCUUCUGGCCCAAUGAAUAUCAGGUGCUGUUUGAGGCCCUCAUCUCCCCAGACCGCAGGGGCUACAUGGGCCUGGACGACAUCUUGCUGCUCAGCUACCCCUGCGCAAAGGCCCCGCACUUCUUCCGCCUGGGCGACGUGGAGGUCAACGCCGGCCAGAACGCCUCCUUCCAGUGCAUGGCGGCGGGCAGGGCGGCGGAGGCGGAACAUUUUCUCCUGCAGCGGCAGAGCGGGGCGCUGGUGCCCGCGGCCGGCGUGCGGCACAUCAGCCACCGGCGCUUCCUCGCCACCUUCCCGCUGGCCGCCGUGGGCCGCGAGGAGCAGGACCUGUACCGCUGCGUGUCCCAGGCCCCGCGCGGCGCGGGCGUCUCCAACUUCGCGGAGCUCAUCGUCAAGGAGCCCCCCACUCCCAUCGCGCCCCCGCAGCUGCUGCGCGCAGGUCCCACCUACCUCAUCAUCCAGCUCAACACCAACUCCAUCAUUGGCGAUGGGCCCAUCGUGCGCAAGGAGAUUGAGUACCGCAUGGCGCGCGGCCCGUGGGCAGAGGUGCACGCCGUCAACCUGCAGACCUACAAGCUGUGGCACCUGGACCCCGACACUGAGUACGAGAUCAGCGUGCUCCUCACGCGCCCGGGGGACGGCGGCACUGGCCGCCCCGGGCCUCCCCUGGUCAGCCGCACCAAGUGCGCAGAGCCCAUGAGGGCCCCCAAAGGCCUGGCUUUCGCUGAGAUCCAGGCCCGCCAGCUGACCCUGCAGUGGGAACCACUGGGCUACAACGUGACGCGGUGCCACACCUACACCGUGUCCCUGUGCUAUCACUACAUCCUGGGCAGCAGCCACAACCAGACGGUGCGGGAGUGUGUGAAGAUGGAGCGGGGUGUCAGCCGCUACACCAUCAAGAACCUGCUGCCCUACCGGAAUGUUCACGUGCGCCUUGUGCUCACUAACCCCGAGGGGCGCAAAGAAGGCAAGGAGGUCACCUUCCAGACGGACGAGGACGUGCCUGGUGGGAUUGCGGCCGAGUCCCUGACCUUCACUCCACUGGAGGACAUGAUCUUCCUCAAGUGGGAGGAGCCGCAGGAACCCAAUGGCCGCAUCACUCAGUAUGAGAUCAGUUACCAGAGCAUCGAGUCAUCAGACCCGGUGGUGAACGUGCCAGGCCCACGACGUACCAUCUCCAAGCUCCGCAAUGAAACCUACCACGUCUUCUCCAACCUGCACCCAGGCACCACCUACCUCUUCUCCGUGCGAGCCCGCACGGGCAAAGGCUUCGGCCAGGCAGCACUGACCGAGAUCACCACCAACAUCUCAGCUCCCAGCUUUGAUUAUGCUGACAUGCCGUCGCCCCUGGGGGAGUCUGAGAACACCAUCACCGUGCUGCUGAGGCCUGCCCAGGGCCGCGGUGCGCCCAUCAGAAGAAGCUGGGCUGCUGGUGCCAUGGUGGCUGCCUUUGCUGGGGAGAAGGUGCUGGCAACAAGUAGCGUGUACCAGGUGAUCGUGCAGGAGGAGCGGCCGCGGAGGCUGCGGCGGGAGCCAGGCGGCCAGGACUGCUUCCCGGUGCCGCUGACCUUCGACGCCGCGCUGGCCCGCGGCCUGGUGCACUACUUCGGGGCUGAACUGGCGGCCAGCAGUCUGCCCGAGGCCAUGCCCUUCACCGUGGGCGACAACCAGACCUAUCGCGGCUUCUGGAACCCACCGCUUGAGCCCAGGAAAGCUUACCUCAUCUACUUCCAGGCAACAAGCCACCUGAAGGGGGAGACCCGGCUGAAUUGCAUCCGCAUCGCCAGGAAAGCUGCCUGCAAGGAAAGCAAGCGGCCCCUGGAGGUGUCCCAGAGAUCAGAGGAGAUGGGGCUCAUCUUGGGCAUCUGUGCAGGGGGACUUGCUGUCCUCAUCCUCCUCUUGGGGGCCAUCAUUAUCAUCAUCCGCAAGGGGAAGCCGGUGAACAUGACCAAGGCCACCGUCAACUACCGCCAGGAGAAGACGCACAUGAUGAGCGCCGUGGACCGGAGCUUCACGGACCAGAGCACCCUGCAGGAGGAUGAGCGGCUGGGCCUCUCCUUCAUGGACGCCCACGGCUACAGCCCCCGGGGGGACCAGCGCGGCAAUGGGGUCACUGAGGCCAGCAGCCUUCUGGGGGGCUCACCGCGGCGUCCGUGUGGCCGGAAGGGCUCCCCGUAUCACACGGGGCAGCUGCAUCCUGCGGUGCGUGUGGCCGACCUCCUGCAGCACAUCAACCAGAUGAAGACGGCCGAGGGCUAUGGCUUCAAGCAGGAGUACGAGAGCUUCUUUGAAGGCUGGGAUGCCACAAAGAAGAAAGACAAGGUCAAGGGCAGCCGACAGGAGCCCUUGCCUGCCUAUGAUCGGCACCGAGUGAAGCUCCACCCGAUGUUGGGAGACCCGGAUGCCGACUACAUUAACGCCAACUAUAUAGACAUUCGGAUAAACCGUGAAGGUUAUCACAGGUCAAACCACUUCAUAGCCACUCAAGGGCCGAAGCCCGAGAUGGUCUACGACUUCUGGCGCUUGGUGUGGCAGGAGCACUGUUCGAGCAUCGUCAUGAUCACCAAGCUGGUGGAAGUGGGCAGGGUGAAGUGCUCGCGCUACUGGCCGGAAGACUCGGACAUGUACGGGGACAUCAAGAUCACGCUGGUGAAGACGGAGACGCUAGCAGAAUACGUUGUGCGCACCUUUGCCCUGGAGCGGAGAGGCUACUCUGCCCGGCACGAGGUCCGCCAGUUCCACUUCACAGCGUGGCCGGAGCACGGCGUCCCCUACCACGCCACGGGGCUGCUGGCCUUCAUCCGGCGCGUGAAGGCCUCCACCCCGCCUGACGCUGGGCCCAUCGUCAUCCACUGCAGCGCCGGCACUGGCCGCACAGGCUGCUACAUCGUUCUGGACGUGAUGCUGGACAUGGCCGAGUGUGAGGGUGUCGUGGACAUUUACAACUGCGUGAAGACCCUCUGCUCCCGGCGCGUCAACAUGAUCCAGACUGAGGAGCAGUAUAUCUUCAUCCAUGAUGCAAUCCUGGAGGCCUGCCUGUGUGGGGAGACCACCAUCCCUGUCAGUGAAUUCAAGGCCACCUACAAGGAGAUGAUCCGUAUUGACCCUCAGAGUAAUUCCUCCCAGCUGCGGGAAGAGUUCCAGACGCUGAACUCGGUCACGCCGCCGCUGGACGUGGAGGAGUGCAGCAUCGCCCUGCUGCCCCGCAACCGAGACAAGAACCGCAGCAUGGACGUCCUGCCGCCCGACCGCUGCCUGCCCUUCCUCAUCUCCACCGACGGGGACCCCAACAACUACAUCAACGCGGCUCUGACUGACAGCUACACGCGGAGCGCAGCCUUCAUCGUGACCCUGCACCCACUGCAGAGCACCACGCCUGACUUCUGGAGGCUGGUCUACGACUACGGGUGCACCUCCAUCGUCAUGCUCAACCAGCUGCACCAGUCCAACUCCGCCUGGCCGUGCCUGCAGUACUGGCCGGAGCCGGGCCGGCAGCAGUAUGGCCUCAUGGAGGUGGAGUUUGUGUCAGGCUCCGCGGACGAGGACUUGGUGGCCCGUGUCUUCCGGGUGCAGAACAUCUCGAGGCUGCAGGAAGGGCACCUGCUGGUGCGGCACUUCCAGUUCCUGCGCUGGUCCGCGUACCGGGACACACCGGACUCCAAGAAGGCCUUCCUGCGCCUGCUGGCCGAGGUGGACAGGUGGCAGGCGGAGAGCGGGGACGGGCGCACGGUCGUGCACUGCCUAAAUGGGGGUGGCCGCAGCGGCACCUUCUGCGCCUGCGCCACGGUCCUGGAGAUGAUUCGCUGCCACAACCUGGUGGACGUUUUCUUUGCUGCCAAAACGCUUAGGAACUACAAACCCAAUAUGGUGGAGACCCUGGAUCAGUACCACUUUUGCUAUGAUAUGGCCCUGGAGUACCUGGAGGGGCUGGAGUCAAGAUAGCGGGGGCCCCUGGCCUGGAGCACCCACUGUGCACUCAGGGCCAGGCCCGUCAUCCCGACCGAGAGGAAGACCUGUGUCCCCAACUCUGCUCAACCACAACCCAUAGGGAAGGCACUGGAGUGGGUGAUGGGCCUUCUUGGUGCUGCCUUCACGGGGGGCAGGGCCUUUUGCCAAAUGUACCGUGGGCAGCCUGGGGGCCAAGGAGGAGCUUAGCAAGACUGCAGCCCAGCCCACCUGCGUGGGGCCCUGCUGGCCUGUGCCGAGGGGCCGGGCACUGCCUGGCAGAGUGACAGGAGCUCAGAACUGCUUGCUUGGGGGGACUAGGCUCAAGCCCCGUGACUGUAUCCCAGCCCUUGGUGGGAUGUGUACCAGGCCAAGGUUCCACCCAGCAUGGCUCCACAGGAGCAGGGAGUCCAUCUGGCCCAGUCCCUGCGGUCCUGGGGAGACUGGGCUUUGCUCUGAUUUGCCAGUGGGCACAUCCGACUGAGGUUCCCCAGGCGGAACCGCAGCCCCUCCUCCAGCACUGCGCCCUGUAGCCCCUGGGAAAUCUUGCUCAUGGUCCCUCCCACUUUUGCUUCCCUGACAUGUGCUCUGAGUUCCCUGAACCAGGAUCUGCCCACCUCUCUCCUGCCCGACGCGAAGCUCCUUCCCUGCCUGACCCAACGUCUGCAGAAUGAGACACAACCUCAGGCGCCUCUGCCUAUAACUUCCCGGCCUUGCUGGCCGGGUCCUGCUCAGCCUGGGCCAGUGACAGUCUGAACAAUAAGGCUGAACAACAGCCCGUGGGGUUGAGGUUCCUGUGGCUCCCGAUCAGGCUGCCAACUGGGGAGAGAGCACUGUUAGGUGAGGGCUGCUCCCAACCCUGAGAGUUCAGAGGAAGAAGGUGUGUUUUGGAGUGGAGGAUCAAUGCUUUUUUGUUUAGUUUUUGAUGGGUGGGUGGGAAGAUCUCUUUGCAACGGGGCAGGCCACACCCCCAUUCCGUGCCUCAGAUUCCCCAUCUGUAAACUGUAGAUAUGACUACUGACCUACCUCGCAGGGGGCUGUGGGGAGGCAAAAGCUGAUGUUUGUAAAGUGCUUUGUAAAUAAACGUGCUCUCUGAAUGCCACAGAGCGGCCUGGUGUGUGUCUGACCAGCUUGACUGGGGCUUGCUCACCUGCCCCAGCGUCCCAGUCAGUGGGUGGGCCCUGGACUGGGGGUCAGAGGCCUGCGUGCUG